Messenger RNA from Equus caballus (horse), 579 nucleotides. It is a transcript of the gene AHSP, whose product is annotated as alpha hemoglobin stabilizing protein. Gene Ontology annotation, cellular component: cytoplasm. Gene Ontology annotation, biological process: protein stabilization; erythrocyte differentiation; protein folding. Gene Ontology annotation, molecular function: hemoglobin binding. NCBI's taxonomy places the organism in Eukaryota, Metazoa, Chordata, Mammalia, Perissodactyla, Equidae. The record is from RefSeq and is a predicted model, not a curated record.
UGUCUACAUCUAGCUUGGCACCGAGGGACAUACAUAUCCUGAAAAGUGUGAGUGAGACAUACAUUGUGCUGUUGGACCUGAAGGUGAGCCAACCUGGGAGAAACGUCAUCUCAGAGCACGGCAGGAUUUGAAAGAUGGCCCUUCUUCAGGCUAACAGGGAUCUCAUUUCCACAGCAAUUAAGGAAUUUAAUGUUCUGCUAAAUCAGCAGGUCUUCUCUGAUCCUCCUGUCUCUGAAGAGGCCAUGGUGACCGUGGUGAAUGACUGGGUGAACUUCUACAUCAACUAUUACAGGCGGCAGGUGGUGGGGGAGCAGCAAGAGAAGGACAGGGCUCUGCAGGAACUUCGGCAAGAGCUGAAUAUCCUGUCUGCCCCUUUCCUGGCCAAAUAUAGGGCCUUCCUGAAGUCCUUGUGAGCACUCAGAUCACCCACGGCCUUUCUCCUAGCCCAGAGACCCAGGCUUGCAUCUCCAAGAAACCUUCAAUCCUGCCUCUGGAUUCUUCAAGUCCUUGGGCUCUUUCCCUUUCAUAGUGUUACUCUACCUUGACACUCAAUAAAGAGGACUACUGGUUUUGCUGGUC